This is a messenger RNA of Cyanistes caeruleus (blue tit), 825 nucleotides long. The record is from RefSeq and is a predicted model, not a curated record. NCBI's taxonomy places the organism in Eukaryota, Metazoa, Chordata, Aves, Passeriformes, Paridae.
CUCCGCUGCUGCGCUCGCCUCGGCUAAGGAGUACCACGCUGCUCUCAGUAAAAGUCUCUCUCCCCUCUUUUCUCCCUCUUUCUUCCUAGGAUUUUCUCCCCAUCUCGGAAGCCCAUCCAGAGGAACCAGCUGCUCCGCCGACUCGCGCCCACCUCGGGAAGAUGGGAAGCAAGGCUCUGCCAGCCCCCAUCCCGCUGCACCCGUCCCUGCAACUCACUAACUACUCCUUCCUCCAGGCUGUGAACACCUUCCCCGCAGCUGUGGACCAGUUGCAAGGUCUGUACGGACUCAGCGCCGUGCAAACCAUGCACAUGAACCACUGGACAUUGGGCUACCCCAAUGUGCAUGAAAUCACCCGCUCUACCAUCACGGAGAUGGCGGCCGCGCAGGGCUUGGUGGACUCCCGCUUCCCUUUCCCCGCUCUCCCCUUUGCCACGCACCUCUUCCACCCCAAGCAAGGGGCCAUCGCCCACGUCCUCCCAGCAUUGCACAAGGACAGGCCCCGAUUUGACUUUGCCAACCUGGCCGUGGCCGCCACGCAGGAGGACCCCCCCAAGGUGGGGGAGCUCGCCAAGCUGAGUCCCGGACUGGCCUCGCCCCUGUCGGGCAUCAGCAAGCUGUCCCCGGACAGAAAGCCUUCCCGCGGCCGCCUGCCCUCCAAGACGAAAAAGGAGUUCAUCUGCAAGUUUUGCGGCAGGCACUUCACCAAGUCCUACAACCUCCUCAUCCACGAGCGAACCCACACGGACGAGCGGCCCUACACCUGCGACAUCUGCCACAAGGCUUUCCGGAGGCAGGACCACCUGCGGGACCACCGGUGAGGGA